GAAUGGCAGCAGUAGAUCAGAGCUCCUCCUCUGGGCUGCUUUGGCGCGCUGGGCUCCUCUCUGCUCCAGUGCAGCACACCAGUGCUCCCACAGCUUUGCGGAAACUGCUGGGGAAAUGGCGGGUAUGAGCGCUUCAGCACCGGGCGCCGGUUCAGCCUCGGGUCCGGUUCAGCAGGGACUGAAAGUGGCGCUAAUAGAGACCCUGACAGCCAUUCUGUCGCCGGUUCAAGAAGUGCGCGCCGCUGCGGAGGAGCAGAUUAAAGUGCUGGAAGUGACGGAAGAGUUUGGUGUGCACCUUGCUGAACUCACUGUUGACCCCCAGGGAGCGCUCGCUAUACGGCAGCUUGCCUCCGUCAUUCUGAAGCAGUAUGUUGAGACCCACUGGUGCGCACAGUCAGAGAAGUUCAGACCACCAGAAACCACUGAAAGGGCCAAGGCAGCGAUACGUGAGCUCCUGCCGGGCGGCUUGCGGGAAGCUAUCAGUAAGGUGCGCUCCAGUGUUGCCUAUGCUGUGUCAGCCAUUGCUCACUGGGACUGGCCGGAGGCGUGGCCUCAGCUCUUCACUCUCCUUAUGGACAUGCUUGUCAGUGGGGAUAUCAAUGCUGUGCAUGGUGCCAUGAGAGUCCUCACAGAGUUUACCCGAGAAGUGACGGACACACAGAUGCCACUGGUGGCGCCUGUUAUUUUACCAGAGAUGUAUAAAAUCUUCACCAUGGCAGAGAUCUACAGCAUUCGAACACGUUCCAGAGCCGUGGAGAUCUUUACUACCUGUGCCAACCUUAUCUGUGCUAUUGAAGUAUUUGAAAAGGGUGCUGCCAAAGCUCUUAUCUUUCCUGUAGUGCAGCAGUUCACUGAGGCGUUUGUGCAGGCCCUGCAGAUGCCUGAUGGACCCACUUCAGACAGUGGCAUUAAGAUGGAGGUCCUCAAGGCUGUGACCGCCCUUGUGAAGAACUUUCCCAAAUCCAUGGUGUCCUCCAUGCAGCAGAUUCUUCCCAUUGUGUGGAAUACACUAACAGAAAGUGCUUCCUUUUAUGUAAGAACAGAGGUAAACUACACAGAGGAAGUGGAUGAUCCUGUCGACUCUGAUGGGGAGGUUCUAGGCUUUGAGAACCUGGUCUUCAGUAUUUUUGAGUUCGUCCACACACUGCUGGAUAAUAAUAAAUUUAAGAGCACGGUUAAGAAAGCUCUCCCGGAGCUCAUCUACUACAUCAUCCUCUACAUGCAGAUCACAGAGGAUCAGAUUAAAGUUUGGACUGCCAAUCCUCAGCAGUUUGUGGAGGAUGAAGAUGAUGACACCUUCUCUUAUUCUGUCCGAAUAUCUGCUCAGGAUUUAUUACUGGUUGUUGCAGCAGAGUUCCAGAACGAGAGCGCGGCAGCUUUAGCAGCAGCGGCAACGAGACACCUGCAGGAGGCAGAGCAGGCCAAGAACGCUGGAAACGAGCACUGGUGGAAAAUCCACGAAGCCUGCAUGCUUGCUCUGGGCUCCGUCAAGACCAUCAUCACCGAGAAUGUAAAGAAUGGCCGCAUUCAGUUCGACAUGCACGGCUUCCUCGCCAACGUCAUUCUUGCUGACCUCAACCUGGCCUCGGCCUCUCCGUUCCUGCUGGGCCGGGCACUGUGGGCUGCGAGCCGCUUUACUGCAGCCAUGUCUCCAGAACUCAUCCAGCAGUUCCUGCAGGCGACGGUGAGCGGCCUUCACGACAGCCAGCCGCCGUCAGUGCGGAUCUCCGCAGUGCGAGCAAUCUGGGGGUACUGUGAUCAGCUGAAGCUGUCGGAGAGCACCCACGUCCUGCAGCCCUACCUGCCCAGCGUCCUUGAGGGUCUGGUUCAGCUGGCUGCCCAGUUUAGUUCAGAGGUCCUCACGUUAGUCAUGGAGACUCUGUGUAUUGUGUGUACUGUGGACCCAGCGUUUACCACCAGCGCCGAGAACAAGAUCUGCCCGCUCACCAUCGCCAUCUUCCUCAAGUACAGCAAUGAUCCUGUUGUGGCAUCCUUAGCCCAGGACAUCUUUAAGGAGCUGGCACAGAUCGAGGCAUGCCAAGGCCCGAUGCAGAUGCGGCUCAUCCCUACGCUGGUCAGCAUCAUGCAGGCGCCGCCGGAUAAGAUACCCUCGGGCCUGUGUGCUACAGCUAUUGAUAUCCUGACGACGGUGGUCCGCAACACUAAACCCCCGCUGUCAGAGAUGCUCGUGUGCCAGGCUUUUCCUGCUGUGGCGCAGUGCACCCUUCAUACAGACGACAACACCACCAUGCAGAACGGAGGUGAGUGCUUGCGGGCCUACGUCUCGGUGGCUCUAGAACAGGUGGGUCAGUGGCAGGACGAGCAGGGGCACAGCGGCCUCUGGUACGUCAUGCAGGUGGUCAGUCAGCUCCUGGACCCCCGUACCUCAGAGUUCACCGCAGCCUUUGUGGGCCGUCUGGUUUCCACCCUGAUCGCCCGUGCUGGCACACAGCUGGGAGAGCAGCUGGACCAAGUACUGCGUGCCAUCCUCAGCAAGAUGCAGCAGGCUGAGACCCUGAGCGUCAUGCAGUCUCUGAUCAUGGUGUUCGCUCACCUGGUCCACUCCCAGCUGGACCCUCUGCUGGAAUUUCUGUCCAGCCUUCCGGGACCCACAGGAAAACCCGCUCUGGAAUUUGUGAUGACUGAGUGGAUGAGCCGCCAGCAUCUCUUCUAUGGGCAGUAUGAAGGCAAAGUCAGUGCUAUAGCUCUGUGUAAACUCCUUCAGCACGGUCUCAACGCCAACGACAAGCGCCUGCAGGACAUUGUGGUGAAAGGGGAAGAAAUUUUUAACGCAGAGGAAGGUAUUCGCACACGAUCCAAAUCGGCCAAAAACCCAGAACGAUGGACCAACAUUCCUUUACUUGUGAAGAUCUUUAAACUUAUAGUGAACGAGCUCUCGUCUGUAGUGGAGGCUAAUGCUAACAGAUCUAAUCCUGCAGAUUGGAGUCAAGAUUCAGGAGGAAUGUGGGAGGAACAAGAGGACGAGGAGGAGGAUGAUGACGAAGAUGAAGGAUUAGAAGGGCAGCUGCUUUCUGAGCUCAUAUCUUCUAACAAAUAUGAUGAUGAUUAUUAUGAGGAUGAUGAUGAAGAUGACCCAGAUGCCUUGAAGGAUCCUAUAUAUCAAAUUGAUCUUCAGGCUUAUCUGACGGAUUUCCUGACCCAGUUUGCCCAGCAGCCCUGCUACAGCAUGUUUUCUGGACAUCUAAAUGAAUCAGAGCGAAGAGUCUUGCAAACCAUCGGUAUCUAACCUGCACCUCUCCCCGUUAUCAGCUCAAACUGUGUCCUUGUUUCAGUGUUUACCACUCGCUCGUAUCUUUCCAACCUGGGACUAGAGUGGCCUCGAGAAGCUGGCACUUACAAACAACCCCAAACAGCACAACCGAGGACAGAUUUCCAAACAUGAUGCACUUGUUGACACAGCCUGCCUGACGGUCUGCUGAAGGAGUGCGCUUUUAAAAUGUAAAGGAAGUGGAACCUCCUGGAUGUCGACCUCCAAAGAUGACCGGGAGGGUGGAGCCAAUGAAACGGUUAACAAGGCACAAAUAAGGCCCAGUGAACUGGGAGGAGCUUCGGGCGAAAGGAAAGGGGGUUAAAAAGGGUCUGUGAGUUCUUCGCAAAAGGGCCGAUAUAUCAGUAUCGAAAUGUUUACGAAGUUUCAGCUGUUGUCCAUUUGUACAUUCUCACUUUGCCGUUUCAUGGUGGUCUUAAACUCUUUCUGUAAAGGAAGGCAUAUUUAGACAAAAGACUGACUUUAACUUUGACAAGUUGCUGGCGAAUGUUGGCGGCCUUAUCGAACAGAACCAAGUCUGACGUGAAAAGCUCUCCUAAGCCUCGUCGUUAUGGCCGUGCAGUGUGGUGGGUAUAAGGGAUUCACUGUGUGCCAUGGUGAUGUACGGCCGACUAGUGUCCUUGUACCCGCUAAAAUUUGGGGUGAUAUUUCAAAAUAAAAGGCCCAUGAAAGUA
This is a messenger RNA of Astyanax mexicanus (Mexican tetra), 3963 nucleotides long. RefSeq names its product importin 9 (gene ipo9). Lineage: Eukaryota; Metazoa; Chordata; Actinopteri; Characiformes; Acestrorhamphidae. Gene Ontology annotation, molecular function: small GTPase binding. Gene Ontology annotation, biological process: protein import into nucleus. The coding region runs from base 116 to 3247 and encodes 1043 amino acids. The record is from RefSeq and is a predicted model, not a curated record. The transcript has 24 exons. Gene Ontology annotation, cellular component: nuclear envelope; cytosol.